UGGGUGUUAAGCUGGUAGAAAACCCAGAGGGCUAUUAUUAUAAGAAGUUAAAGCUCCUCUGGCCCCCAGGGCUCUCCUCCUCUAUGCCCUUGGGGAAAGGACUUCCUGUAAGGACUCCAUCUUGCUUGGCAUUGAGAGAGAGUUUGGGGCCUGCUCUCUCUUUGCUUGGCAGCCUUCCUUGAUAUUCUCCAAACCUCCAGCUCCAGACCCACACAUUCUCUUCUAGAGAAGCCUGUGAGGACAGCGGUGACAAAUCUCUGCCUUCAGGUUACCCCAUGGAGAAAGGUGAGAGAGGGCCCAGGCUGACUGUUUUCUACUCUCCUGAGGAAAUGGGUUCUCACAAACUCCUGAUUGCAGAGGACAGUGAUAAACCAAACCCUUUACAAAGAAGAGCACGAAGCUGGAGUUUUUACCGAAGGCGAUACAACUAUUCGUCUGAACGUGUCAUUUCCCAGCAGCAGCAAGAUUCAGGUGAUGUUCCCAUGGACUUCCGAGCAAGAUAUGCUCCCUAUGCUGUUCCAUCCCAUCGUCAGAGAAGCAGUUUUCAGAAACAAGAGCAAAUGCAUAUUAAUAUGGAGACAAAGCAAAAGCCUUCAGAGAGAAGAAUGAAGCGAGACAGACAGAAUGAGACCUUGGGGAGCUGGUUCAAGAUCAUAAUUCCCUUUGGUAUAAAAUAUGAUGAGAAGUGGCUGCUGGAUUUGAUUCAGAAGGAAUGCAGUGUCCCCUUCAUUCCAGUCGAAUUUCACUAUGAGAAAAUGCAGGCCCAGUUCUUUGUAGAGAAUGCCAACAUUGCAGGUGCAUUGAAGAAUGUCAAUGGCAAGAUUUUCAAUGAGGAUAAUGAAAAGAUAUCUGUCUUUGUUGAGCCCUGUGAUGCACCCGAAUCUGUGCAGAAAGCACUGAAGUCUGAAAAGGUGGAGCAGAUGAAGCUUUCGUCCUUGGACCAGAGCAACAAAAAACCCUACGUGGUGCAUAGCCUGUCCACCAUUAUGGAGAAUGCUUCCCACACCAAGAACUUGAAUCUUUCCAACACUGAGGUGAAGUCUGCAGGGGAGAUGGACAAGGGUCAACAGCUGGAACCAGAAGGGAUGUGGGUUGACAGAAAUGCCACGUGCACCACCUCCCCUGAUAAGUCAACCAACAUAAGCACCAUCCUGGAGUUGUUCCCCAGGUUACUAAGCUUGGAUGGCCAGGAGACACCCUCAGGGUCUAAGUGUGCUAUUGAAGCCCCCAAGUGCUUACCAACAUGCAAGGGAAGCUUCUUUGGAUCUGAUGAGCUGAAGAGUCUAAUCCUGCAAUUCCUGCAGCAAUAUUACUUGAUCCAUGACUAUGGGGACCGCCAGGGACUCCUGUGUGCUUAUCAUGAGGAAGCCUGCUUCUCCUUGACCAUUCCAUUCCACUUCAAGGACCCAGGCCCAAGCAGCAUGUGUGCAUACUUCAAGAACAGCAGGAAUAUGAAGACACUCAAGGACCCUGAUCUGCGGUUCCUGCUGCUGAAACACACAAAAUGUGACAUUGUGCAUGCCCUCUGUGGGUUGCCCAAAACUCAGCAUGACUUAAAGUCCUUCAUGGUGGACAUGUGGUUCCAGACGCAAACAAUGCUCUGCUUCUCUGUGAAUGGAGUGUUCAAGGAAGUAGAAGGAAGGUUUCCUGGCUGUGUGCGUGCCUUCACCCGGACCUUCAUCAUUACCCCUGCCACCUCUUCCAGUUUUUGUAUUGUGAAUGAUAAGCUGCUUGUGAGUGACUUCAACCCCAAGAAGACUGAACCUGUGCUCUUCAUCCCAAAGCCUAAACCUGUCAACUCCAUGCCUACCUUCUCCUUGGAGUAACAGGAAAUGGUGCAGGAUUUCUCCAUCCAGUCUGGGAUGAACUUCCAGCAGUCUCAGAAGUGAUGUUGAAGAUUAUAGUGCACGUACAUGCACACAUAUACUCAUUGCCUUGGAAAAUCAUUCAUUGUGUUCAAUUUUGUGGGUAGAUGAAGUUUAAUCAAAAUGUACUUGACAGCAUAUCUGUGUGUGCAUGUUUCUCUUUCUAGGUCUCCUCUAGCCCAAUCACCCCCUUCUCACUAGUGUAAAUUUUUCUUCAGCUCAGACUCCCACUGGAUUCCAAUCUUGGGAUUCAGUAAUCCAGAAAAUGAUAGAUAAGGAAGGAUUGCUUCCAGGUGGUGAAAAAUUCCAGAAAACUCUGAUUGAAGCCAUUAUACCAAGAUCCCAAGUUCCAUCCCUUCUUUCCCCUUGCUGAACACCCUCUUCUGAGGCUCUCGUAGCUGACAUUCUUAUCUGGCCACCUGGUUCCAUCCAUCUUCAUUUUUAAGGAAAAGAAGUACAUUUUGCAAAGAAUAACAGAUGUCUUGGAAUGGCUUGUUUAGUAUGAAUCCAGUUCUGUUUGGAAAAUUCACAGCAAUCCCAUCUGUUGUUGACCCCAAAGCUACAUCACAUUCAUUGGUGUAUCUCUUCCCCCAUCAAUGUAGGUUGACUUGUUCCCCCUGUAGAGGGUCCCUCCCAAGGAGCUGAGUGUUUACGUCCAUCACCCACCUCUGUAUCAGCUGCCCAGUUCUUCUCCCACACCCUGUUCUGCCAUCUCAUGACUGGGACACUGGAUAUAGCUGUCCAGACUUCAGUCUCUGCCCCAUUCCUCUUAGGGCCCCGUGUUUCCCUACGCUGCUGACUGCCGAUACAUUACUGCUACCUGAUGAUUCAUUGCAUGCAGGCUCUGGAGUGUUUUACCAGCUUAUUUAACACCUAUCAGAUUUCUUUUUUCAGACAAUUAAAAUUACUUUAUACUUAGUUCAAUAUGCUGGCUUUUAA
Bubalus bubalis (water buffalo) is the source of this 2804-nucleotide messenger RNA. RefSeq names its product nuclear RNA export factor 3. Gene Ontology annotation, cellular component: cytoplasm; nucleus. The record is from RefSeq and is a predicted model, not a curated record. Gene Ontology annotation, biological process: poly(A)+ mRNA export from nucleus. NCBI's taxonomy places the organism in Eukaryota, Metazoa, Chordata, Mammalia, Artiodactyla, Bovidae. Gene Ontology annotation, molecular function: RNA binding. The coding region runs from base 276 to 1826 and encodes 516 amino acids. The transcript has 18 exons.